AUGAAGAAAUAUAUUGCUUCAUUUGAGGGCAUGUGGAAUGAAAGAGGAGUUACCAUUAUGUGUGAUGGAUGGAGUGAACCAAUCAGAAUGAGUAUAAUUAAUUUUCUAGUCUACUCUCCUCGUGGAACAGUGUUCCAUAAAUUCAUAGAUGCAAGUAAUGUUGAACGAAAAGAUGGAGAAUAUUACUUCAAGAUCAUGAAGGAGGUGGUUGAAGAAAUUGGCCUAAGCAAAAUUGUCCAAGUGGUGACUGAUAAUGAAGCUGCUAUUCAAUCUGGUGGCAAAAAGUUGAUGGAGAAGUUUCUAAAUUUGUAUUGGACAGCAUGCAUUGCACAUUGCAUUGAUUUAAUUUUAGAAGAUUUUGGAAAGAGGAAGAAUAUAAAGGCCGUCAUUGAGCAAGGAAAAGUUAUCACCCAAUUUAUUUACAAUCAUAAUUGGGUGGUAAAUUACAUGAAGAAAUUUACUGAUGGUCGAGAUAUAAUUCGCCCCGGGAUUACUAGAUUUGCAACUAAUUUUAUUGCAUUGGAGAGUCUUCUUCGAUGUAGAACGGGGUUAAGAAACAUGUUUGAAUCCGAGCAAUGGGUAGGAAGUAAAUAUGGUCAGGCUACCAGUGGACCAGCUUAUGAAGCUAAGAAAAUUGUUCUUAGCUUGGAUAGAGAGGGAAGAAAUUUUUGGGAGAAAGCCGAGCAGAUUAUGAAAAUCCAAGAGCCAUUGCUUAAAGUGUUGAGAUUAGUGGAUGGUGAUGAAAAACCAACAAUGAGAUUUAUAUAUGAAGCAAUGGAACGAGCAAAAUUGGCCAUUAAGCAAAAUUCCAGAAGUUACAUAGACUAUUGGAAAAUUAUAGAUGCUUGUUGGAAUUUUCAAUUACAUCAUGAUUUGCAUGCGGCUGGAUAUUUUUUGAAUCCUCAAUAUCAGUAUGGUCCAUACGAUAUUGGAAAUGAUAGUGAAAUUAUGGCAGGCCUUAAAAAUGUUAUUCAAAGGCUAGAGAGUGAUUUGGUAAAUCAAGCCCAUGCAUUGAACCAAACACAACUUUAUAAGCAUAAAAUGGAGAGUUUUGGAUCCGUCUUAGCACAAAAAGCCAUUAAAUUCACUGAUCCAGCUUAA
Messenger RNA from Manihot esculenta (cassava), 1101 nucleotides. RefSeq lists its product as uncharacterized. The record is from RefSeq and is a predicted model, not a curated record. The coding region runs from base 1 to 1101 and encodes 366 amino acids. The transcript is spliced from 4 exons. NCBI's taxonomy places the organism in Eukaryota, Viridiplantae, Streptophyta, Magnoliopsida, Malpighiales, Euphorbiaceae.